Molecule: messenger RNA, 6532 nt
Organism: Colossoma macropomum (tambaqui)
Lineage: Eukaryota; Metazoa; Chordata; Actinopteri; Characiformes; Serrasalmidae
Gene: hdac11
Product: histone deacetylase 11
Exons: 11
Coding region: 219-1319 (366 amino acids)
Molecular function (GO): histone deacetylase activity
Source: RefSeq, a predicted model, not a curated record
CGGAAACAGAGUAAUCGGAAUUGCAGGAAUUGCAGGUCCGGGCUUUCUGACAGUCUGCACACAUUUGGAUGUAAAAACACAAAAUGACAUUUUAGAAGACUGCAGCAUGUUUCCUUUGUGCAAUAAACGACUAGAAGGAUGGAAAGUAAUCUCACCGCAUACAUGAGAGAACUGUAAAAUGGCUAGCAGCAGUUGAAAACUGGGAUGCAGUGGCCAAGAUGUCCAGCAAAGAAACUUCAGAAGGAAAUAAGGGCUCACACCAGACGCAGCUGUAUGUGCAGGUUCCCUCAACAUGCCUGCCAAUUGUUUACUCCCCAGAGUAUAACAUCACCUUUAUGGGUCUGGAGAAGCUCCAUCCCUUUGACGCUGGCAAAUGGGGCAAGGUCAUCCACUUUUUAAAAGAGGAACAGUUCAUCACAGAUGAAAUGAUCGUGCCAGCGCGGGAGGCCAGUGAGGAGGAUCUUUUGGUGGUUCACACCAAGCGCUACCUGAACAGACUCAAGUGGUCUUUGGUGGUUGCCACCAUCACGGAAAUCCCUCCGCUUAUAUUUCUGCCCAAUUUCCUGGUGCAGCGGAAAGUGCUGAGGCCGUUACGCACCCAGACAGGAGGAACAAUCAUGGCUGGAAAGCUUGCCAUGGACAGAGGAUGGGCUAUAAAUGUGGGAGGGGGUUUCCACCAUUGCUCCAGCGACAAGGGAGGGGGUUUCUGUGCAUAUGCCGACAUCACGCUGGCUAUCAAGUUCCUGUUCGAGAGAGUGGAGGGAGUCUCCAGGGCGACCAUCAUCGAUCUGGAUGCUCAUCAGGGAAAUGGGCAUGAAAGGGAUUUCUUGGAUGACAGACGGGUGUACAUAAUGGACGUCUAUAAUCGUUACAUCUAUCCAGGGGAUGGAUUUGCUAAGAGGGCCAUUAAGAGGAAAGUGGAGCUGGACUGGGGUACGGAGGAUACAGAGUAUCUGCAGAAGGUGGAGCUGCACUGUGAGGGAGCGCUGAACGAGAUCAGACCUGACAUAAUCGUCUACAACGCAGGCACAGACGUGCUGGACGGAGAUCCACUCGGAGGCCUGGCCAUUUCCCCACAGGGCAUUGUGAAGAGAGAUGAAAUCGUCUUCAGGGCGGCGCGGAGGAGAGGGAUCCCCAUCCUGAUGGUGACGUCAGGGGGCUACCAGAAGAAAACAGCUCGCAUCAUCGCUGACUCCAUCCUAAACCUGCACAGGCAGCGUCUGAUUGGUGGAGAGGUGCUGGAUGGGGCGGGGCCUUCCAUGGUGCCGGUCAUGAUGAGCAAGUCUGUUUCAUCAGGGUCUACCCUCAAUGCCAUCUGACACCUCCUGAUGAGCUUUGAUUGGUUAAUUUGUUUAACACAUUAAUCUCCAGGCUUAUUACCCAGUUAUUAAUCUAAAAGCAAUAGGCAAAACAAAUCAAACGUAUAUUUGCGUAAUGUUUGGUGAAAGAAGCUUCUUUAGCAAGUCUGUUUGAGAACACUUAACAGGCCAUCAUGGUCAGAAGCAAGGGUACGAUGAUUUAAGCAUGCACGGUGCUAACUGGUGGGCUAUUCAUUGUUAGCUACAUAGCCGUAUAGCUCCAGUGCCAAACUAAAGAAGCAAGCUACAGACACCAAAUGUGUCUUGGCUGUUCAACUACAUUUAAGGUAAUUAUAUAAACUGUAUACAUUUGAUUUUUUUUUGCCAGACUAUGGCUAUUAAGCUUAUUAUACUUACAACUAUGAAAUAUCUUUUGGUAAUGGUACUUUAUGGUACUAAAAUGUAAGCUAUGUAGUACUAAGAGUGAGGAAUUGUUUCCAGGAGUUUAAUGAGUUAACAGUGGUAGUCAUUUUCAUUCAGUAACAGAAGCAUUUAGGCCUGAGUUAGAUGAGGAAGAUGUGAAAUGUUAGAUGUGUGACAGUUAGACGACGAUGAUUGGCCUAAACUCUUAAACCGCUUCAGCCUAUGGUGCAUUACUGUAUAGUACAUUAACUAUGGAUCAAACCUUUUUAGAAUGUUUUAUUUCUUUACUUUGGUACUUUAUACAAUGCUUAUUUGCACAUUAUAUCUUUGGGAAUUCCACCUUAACCAAUAAGGACAAAAGCCAAUACAAUUUGAAAGGAAAUUUUAAUUUUUUUGUCCAUUGAGAAAUUCUAAAUUUACUGCUCUACCAAAAUUUCUUCAUUUCCAAAUUAGGUGGUACCUCUAUGGUUAUGUCAUUAAUUUACUCAUAGAUUCCUGUCAUUCUCUUGGUCUAAUGUUUAUCUCUAAGACUAAAAUAAAGCUCCUUACAAUUGAAUAAUUCUUAGAUUUUAAUUAGUGCUACCAUAGUGUUAAUGUUAACCUUAAAUUAUGUCCUGAUGUUUUCUAGAAGCAUCUUGUAGUGACCAUUUAAAGGGGGAUUCUCACAAUUUUUCAAAAAUUCAAUUUUUGAGAUGCAAAAUCAUUCAGAGUGGUUUGAUGUGAAGUGGUUCAUUGCAGAGAAACUUACCAACUUUGAUUUCUUUGGAACAGUGGUGAUAGGAACAAGGGGUCAUGAUGUGUACAACACAAAUAUAGUAAUUUUACAUACAGUACUUUACACAACCCCCAGUGGAUCUAUAUGUAAUGUUGAUAAGGGUAAACUAGAGGUAAAUCUGAAAAUAAAAAUAAAAAUAAAAAAAUUUAAUCUCAAAACUGUCAUAAAACAAUGUCUCAGGCAUCGGGCAGUGUAUCCAUAACCAUUUUGUGUAAUAACUUUAUGUAAUGUAGCUUUGAGAUAUUAAACAUUGUAGACAUUUUGUUCCAUGAACAUUUCUGACUUGGCAGUUUUCUCUGGAAUGGCAUAUACACCACUCUGACUUUUUAUACACCUUAAUAAUGAUUUUAAUUCUGCAGAAUAUUAGAGAAAUGUGUGGAAUUCCUUUUUUAGGGAAGUAGGUAGUAUUUGGCAACACUGUAUGUCAAGACAAGGACUGCUGUGAAUGUGAGUGAUAGUCUUUAGAUUAGGAAUGGGCGAUACAACAAUGUAAUAUUCUUCAAGACAUCUUCGAGAGAGUCCUGACAUUCAAGUCUGGUUCUAGAGCAAUUUAAAAAAAGGCCUUGUCAUCCAUCUAGACAUGAUCUUGGAGGAAUAAAAGGAAGCAAGUCAAGAAGCUAUUCAUGACCAGGUAAAAAAUAUUAGGAGUGAAUUGCUUCCUACCCCACCAUGGGCUCAAUUCAGUAGUCAGAUUCUUAUCAAUGAGUUAAUAAGCACUUUAUUGGUUUGGCUUUGUGGGUCUGACCCAAUGUAACCCUCAAAAAGGGAAAUGAAUUGCACUUAAUUAGUUGAAAUGCACAGUAAUGACCUGACCGGUGAACCCAAUGUCUUUUGGUCUUCAAAAGUCUCUAUAUUACACUCCCACAGCGGUGUGAUGAAGCAGAUAAGGAUAUGAUACAGCUUGAACGUGCUGUUCAACUGAAGUGCAUGGCUGACUUCUCAGACAUUUGACUUUUUUCAAGUCUUCAUUUAAAAGGUGUCCUCCUUUAAUGAGGACCAUUGCAGGCCCGUUGACGUGGGUGGACCUCAGGGAGCCGUGCCCAUCCAAUUAGACUGCUAGGCCCAUCCAAAAAUAAUCUGGUUGGCAUAUGAUUUAUAUAAGGAUUUUUUUUUUGUGAAUUUGUCACAAAUUAAAUAAUGGAUUGAUGGGCUCUUCCAUCCAACAACGAUUCGAGUACAUGUACAUUAGGCACUAAAACUUUUGCAUAUGGCUGUAUAUCCACCUACUUAGUUUACAGCACUUUAGCUCCACCCACUCAGCCUGAAGUUAGAGGGAUUGUUUCAACACACACUGCUUUUUGAAUGAGGUGCUAUACAGGGCAGCCAAUCAGAACAGCUCAUUUACAUGCAUCAGUUUUAAAAGCACAGUAAUAAAAACAUUCAAAGGGAUAAAGAGAGGUUGGAAAAGUUGGUCAUGUAAAAAUCAAUUCCAACUCUUUUUUUGUACAUAAAACUCCACAAAUGACAUAAAUGGAAUUAAAUACUGGAAAAAUUUAAGAUAUCAGGCCUCUAAUACACUACACUGUAACUAAACCUGUGGUUAAGUGGCUUAUAAGCUGGAGAUUCAUUAACAUUCUUUGCUGUCCCACAGAAACCCUAUUGCCCGGUUUAUGACUUGGUUUUGGGAGAUGGUGUGUAGGCCGUUAGAGCUCUAAGCUCCCACCCUACUCCACACCUCCCCCAGCAAGCCUUAAGCAAGUCCUCCCUCCUCAUUCACCUCAACCCACUAUCCAUUCUGAGACAUCUAGCAGUGAGGGAAUAUGAAUUACAGGUGCGCAUUCCUCAUAGGUCAUGCCUUUAUCUCCUUAAAGCUGCUUGUGGCCUCUCCUGACCAGAUGCAGCUGUUUACAGCCAGGAAGAGUUCAUCCGAGUUUACCGCUCACAAACUGCCUCUAGCCUGAGGGAAGCCGACAACCUAAUAAUCACAAAACUUAAGAGUUUAACAAGACCGAAAGCACUCGACUGGGUAAGACAUUUCCUCUUUCUUAGAUGUAAAAGUUUCAGAGCGGUUAUUUUUUUUAUUUUUUUUUUUAAAGAGGUCCUUUUGUGUCUCCUGUCUUUUUGCUUUAAUGCUCUGUUGCCGGAGGGAGCUUGGUAAUAGCUCCUAAUGAGUGUGAUAAGACUGUGCACUCAAAGGGAUGUGUACGAGGCCAAGAUGAAAGAUGCAAAGCCUUUAGGCGAGCCUUCAGCCUGAUAGAUUUAUAAUGGAUUUCUGCAGUGAGAUAGCAAAGACUGAUUAGUUAGCACUUAGAUGAGGAGGGAAUGAAGGUGCUAGAUUCAAUACUUUAUAUGUGACCUUUCAGGUGUCAUUUGGAUGGACAGGUCAAUAAUAGCAUCAUUAGCAGUGUGUAAUAAUGAUCAUUAAUGCCAUCUUUCUUUAUGAAUAAGGUCUUACAACAGAGUUGUACGAUGAAGUUGUGAAGUUAUGCAGUGUUUAUUUUCACUUUACCUGAUCUAAAAUUCAAUUAUAAUGAAAAAAGUAAAGCACUGGACUAUUAUAAGUCCUUGAAAAAAUUACAAAUUACUGUCCUAUCGAAAUUUCUGACAUUUGGUUGGACAUGUCCUUAUGUAAUAAUGGUAAUCACUUUAUUUAAAGGAACACAUAGUGGGGGUUUAUCAAGUUCUUGUUUGUUCAGUAAAGCCUAUAUUUGACACUUCUGUAUGGUUUAUGUACUAUGCAUUAAGUUUUAUUCAUUAUGACCUGCAUUAGUAUGUAACUGGAGGUCUGUUAGGUGAAAAUCACUAUGAAUUUCAUUAUUAGUUAAAGGGGAAUUCCACCAAAUUUCAGAAUUUCUGGAUAAUUCAGUCAUCAAGAUGUAAACAAAGACAUGUAGAGUGGUUUGAUGUAUAAUGCGCCAUUCUAAAGAAACUGACUGGGUCAGAAGUGUGGUGAUGAUAGGAACCAGAAGCAUCUGAAGCAUUUAAUGGCUCUAAAAGCUACCUCUCAAUGCUUUUAGAGGCAUUAUUUCAAAUCUAUUACUUGAAAUAGCUACGAAUAUACUGCCCGAGUUUUAUCAUGUAUUCCUGGGGGAAGGUGCAUGCAGCUAGUUGUAAGACAAAGUAGUCCCAAUUAUUUUUUUUUAACCCUUUACCAUCUGUUUUACCUUUCUCAACAUUUACAUAUAAAAACUCUGAGAGGAGCCCACUGGGAGCCACUGCUCUCUGUGAAGUGAGGCAUAUCGUAUAAAAGUCUAGAAAUAAGGUAAUUCAUUUUGUAAUAUUCUUACAACAGUCUCAAAUAUGAUAAAUAUAUGAUAUAUUGACUAGCUUUAAGAUGUGUCUUGUCAAAAAUAUCAUUUUUUGCAGUCUUUACUGUAUAUCCAUAAUGCUAGUUGACCCUGACAAUAUAACCUGUUAUGAAUACUACUUAUUAAAGCAGUAAGAACAUCAGCACAUGGAGGUAAUGGGAGGGAAUGGUGGAUAACAUGGCUACAGUGUUUGGGAUUUUUGAACUAUAGAAUUAAAACAAAACAGAUUAGGAUGUUUCUGAAAUCCCAGACCUCCCAUUAUGUACUAAUAUGUGUAGUGAUACAUAAAGCCUAAUGCAAAGUAAAUAAACAAUACAGAAAUGUCAAAUUUGGGUUCUGAGCAAUGAACAAGACAUCAAUAAACCCCCAAUAUGUGUUACCUAAAAUAAACCAAUAUCAUGUUAAUUAAUCUAAUCUUUCUCUGUGAAUUCUAAGGUCUUACAAAGGACUUGUAUUACUUUUUUUUUCUUUAUUGAUGUGGGUGAUGUGUUUUUAUUUAUCCAUAAGAAUAUAAUCGAAACUGAUUUCUGCACUAAUUCUCCUCUCAGGGGAGCUUAAUCCAACAUGUUUGGGUGUGCAAGUUUUAUGUGGUUCAAUACUCAUGUACUUCAUUACUGUACUGUUUCCAUGCAUUACACAUCGUGGCACCUUGUAAACAAUUAACAAAAGUGCCAAAUAUGAUAUUUUAUUUAUGGAUUCAUGAUUUUUUGUUUUUGUACCUGGCAUUAACAUUUAUACCACUUCUAUGUGAGAAUGGGGCAAAUAAAUCAAACCUAAUUAUACGAUUA